Clunio marinus is the source of this 2319-nucleotide messenger RNA. The record is from the annotation of a GenBank genome assembly. NCBI's taxonomy places the organism in Eukaryota, Metazoa, Arthropoda, Insecta, Diptera, Chironomidae.
CUAGCAACAGUGAAAUAAAAAAUUCUACGGAUUAGAAUUUACAUUGAUUGAACUGACGUCUCCAUUGCAUGUUCAAACAAUUUAAUUUAAAAACGAGAAAGUCUUAACUGCAGUGGUGAUUGAAAAUUAAAAAAAGAAAAUCGUGGGACUUGGAAUUAGUUUAUUAGUUUAUCGUGUGAUUUUCUGUUUUGUGAUUUGACAAAGUACCGUAGAAUUGGCGAAGAAAGAAAUAGUUCGCCUAAAGCACAUCAUUAUAAAAAACUAAUUCAGUUUCACCUCAGACAUUUCAAUUUAGGAGGAAAAUAAUAGAAAAAAAAUGACAUUGAACGAUUUAAAUUAUAAUUUUGUCACCCGAUUUUGACGGUGAGUGAAGUACAAAAAAUAUUCAGAAUAUUUCAUAUUUGAUUGGAAAGUGAUUUGAAGAACAAAUUUCCGUAGUGAAGAGAACAAUUUUAUAUUUUUGGUGGCAAUUAAGAUACUCAGGAAUAAUUAGAAUCGAAUUUACUGCAAUAAAAAAAUAAAUAAAUAUUUCGGGACAUUGUGCAAAAUUUCAAAGGCGGAAACUGAUAAAAACAUUUCAAGGAGAACAAUAACAUCAACCACACCAGCAAGAUGGUGGACACUCAACAUUUCUGUCUUAGAUGGAAUAACUAUCAGAGUAGCAUAACAUCAGCGUUUGAAAAUCUUCGUGACGAUGAAGAUUUUGUUGAUGUCACAUUGGCCUGUGAUGGAAGGAGUUUGAAAGCUCAUCGCGUUGUUUUGUCAGCAUGCAGUCCGUACUUUCGGGAGCUAUUAAAGAGUACGCCAUGUAAGCAUCCAGUAAUUGUCCUUCAAGAUGUCGCAUUUACCGAUCUCCAUGCUCUUGUUGAGUUCAUUUAUCAUGGAGAAGUUAAUGUUCAUCAAAGAUCAUUGAGUUCUUUCUUAAAGACAGCGGAAGUGCUUCGCGUUUCCGGUUUGACACAACAACAAGCUGAGGAAACUCACAAUUUAGCUCAAGUACAAAGUUUGGCUCAAAAUGGAGGAAGAACUCCAUUGAAUCAUCAUCAAAGUUACACCGAUAAGCUGGUUGAAGAAGCAUUAUUUCCACAAGGUGCUUCACCACCGCCCCAUCUUAAUAAUUUGCAUAAUCCAUCAGCUCACUCCGGGGCAACUGUCAAUCAGCUUUUGCGUCGUGCUGCCGCUGCAGCUUUUACAAGACGCGAACGUAACAAUUCAUGUCACUCUGAUGAGCUGCAAAUGAAACGACAUCGUCCCGAUAGUGGAAUGAUGGGCCCGAACAUUAAUAAUAACAACUUAGAUAUCAUAAAUCACAUGCCGCAAAUUACUGCAACUGACUUCUCGACCAACAUCAAGCACAUUAAUAACAACCACUCGCCGCAUAUUAAAGAUACUGAUCGCAUGGAUGUUAAGACGCCAAAUGGAAAUAAUAACAACACGCUUAGCACAAACAACAAUGUGGUCAAUAGCAACAUCAAUAACAAUAAUAAUAAUAACAAUAACAUGAAGGAUACAAUUAAUUUGACGACAAAUGGUAAUGGCGGCGGUAGUUUGGGUUCAUCAACUGAUAAGGAAAGUUUAACUCCUUCACCACCUGCACGAUCACAAGAUGAUGUCAAAACGGAACCUCUAGAACUUGUCAGCAACAGCAUUAAUCCGGAUAAUGAUCAUAGCAAUGAUUCGGUCGUUGACUUGCAUUCAAACACUGGGAAUGAGAUGAAAGGUCCACUAAGCUCUCCACAUGAUGAUGACAUGGAUGGCAGCAUACAUAAUCAUAAUCCACCACCGUUUCUUAUGUCGCCAGGCGACAAACUCUUUCCCCCUCCCGGUUCAUUCAAUUUCUCAAUGGCUGCUCUCGCUGCUGAUCCACAAGCAUUAGCAAACUUCAAUUCCAUGCAAUCUGCGGCUGCUGAGCUCGCCGGAUCGCCUCAAGGAAUUGGAAAUCAUGGAUCAGGCAAUGGAGACGCUGGAGGAAUCCUGUCGAAUCGUUUGUCUUUGCCUCUCCCAUUAACUGCUUGCCAUCGAUGUGAUGUGUGUGGAAAGCUUUUGAGUACAAAGCUAACCCUUAAACGUCACAAGGAGCAACAGCAUUUGCAACCGCUGAACAAUGCAGUCUGCAAUUUAUGUCACAAAGUGUUUCGCACAUUGAAUAGCUUAAAUAAUCAUAAAAGCAUAUAUCAUCGUCGGCAAAAGCAUCAUCUUUAUUCAGUUUUAUUUACUUUUUACUUAGUUGCAUUGAAUAUGGAUCCCAAAAAGAAAAAAGCACAACCACAUUUUACUGCUAACAAUUAUUUUACUAAAGACGCUUUUAAAAUUACCUAA